This is a messenger RNA of Rubroshorea leprosula, 1269 nucleotides long. NCBI's taxonomy places the organism in Eukaryota, Viridiplantae, Streptophyta, Magnoliopsida, Malvales, Dipterocarpaceae. The record is from the annotation of a GenBank genome assembly.
AAGUUGCAAUAGCUAGCCAAUCUGAGUCUUAUUGCAUUUAUUUGUGCAGGAGAAAUGAGUAACGUAUUGAAAAGGCAAUGUGAACGAGCUCAGCAUUCACGAGGUUGCAGGGGGGGCAGCUCACAGAGGUCAACUUGCUUUGAUGAGCGACCGCUUGUUGUGCCAUCUCGCAACUCGUCACAGAGGGAGCGAGGUUCAAGCUCGACGUCGAGAUCCCGGACCGAGCAUAAAGUUGACACUCAACCUUCAGAUUCCCGAAGGGGGGCUCAUGAUGACUCGGAUGCAAAGGAGGACAUUGCACUCAUCCGACGGAGGACGAGCUCAAGGACUCAGCCCAUUCAACCCACUGUGAUGUGGUCAUCUAACAUACCCAAUCCCCCUACAUGUGAUGCUACAGAGGUCUUCAGCUACGCGGUUGCACUUUUUGAGUACGAACAGGGAGUACGCGGGCAAAACCACGAGCUCAAUGAAAGUUGCAAAAAGUUGACUUCCAAAAAGGCGAGCUUGGAAGAUGAGGUCAACCGUUUGCAGAGUUUUGAGAUGGCCAACCGAGCUACGUCAGCUGAGAGCCGAGCUGACGAGUUGGCCAAUAAGGUGAACGAGCUUAAAGAGAAGCUGGAGAAGGCUCAAGCUGAGAGGGAUAGCGGGAUCCAAGUCGCUAAAGAUAAGGCCGACUGUGCUAAGGACCGCGCCAAAAAUGCUGAGGCUGAUAGGGAUAAGGCUCUGAGCGAGCUGAAUUCCCUUAAGCAAAGGGUGGCCAAAACUAACAGGAAUCUGGUCCGAGUUGAGGCGGCACUGGAUAGAACAAAAAAGUCUCACCAGUGCUCUUCGCCUCAACAAAUACCACCAUGGAGAUCUACAAUGAAAUUUGUGGAAAGGUAUUACGGCACCAGCCUGACUUCCAGAUCGGCGAGGUGGCCUUCUUCGAGGGAGAAGAAAUGGACAAGCAGGGCAAAAGGGGAGGAUUUGGAGGGCCUGUUAAGCUUCAAUGCGUGGGUGGCCGAGCCAUUUAAGGAAGAAGCUGAACCCUCAAGCACUCCUUCAUCUUCUCAGCUCAUCACUACACCAGUUCUUACUCUAACUCGAUCUUCCUAGCUCAUGCUAACGCAUCCAUUCCGGUAGAUUUAACAAACGAUUAUGAUUUUAGUCUUUGUUUUUUCUUUCUUUUGAAUUUUUGUAUUGGUUGAUUAACCUUUUCAAACAUUUCCAUCGUUGUCCCCUGUGCCUUUAUGUAAAAUUUUUGAAAAGAAAUACAAUCUGGACGAUUUU